GGUCGUAUGAAAACUACCCGAUUUUGAAUAGAGAUGGCGCUGCUACAACUAAAAAAAAAUAUUUUUCUAAAAAAUACAACUCUUCAAAUAACACGUGUCAAAAUUUCUCAGCGAUAUGACAUUUACAACAAAUUUUAUACGUGUUAGAAUUUAGUUACUUUUGUGCUUUUUGUCAACAUGGAAAAAAUUGAAUAUCGAGCAGUGAUAAAAUAUUUGUUUUUGAAAAAGAAAACAAACGACGAAAUUAAAUCGGAAUUUAACGAAGUUUAUGGAGACUCUGGACCGUCAUUAACAACUAUAAAAUAUUGGGUAGCUGAAUUUAAACGCGGCCGUACGAGCAUUUUUGAUGAGGAACGUUCAGGUCGUCCAAAUGAGGUCACUACACCAGAAAUGAUUGAAAAAAUCCGUGAUAUGGUAAUGAGUGAUCGAAGAUUGAAAGUGCGUGAGAUUGGUGAGAGUGUGGGCAUUUCAAUUGAACGGGUUAAUAACAUUUUGCAAAAUCAUUUGGAUAUGCGAAAGCUUUCCGCAAGAUGGGUGCCGCGAUUACUCACAACACACCAUAAACAAACACGUGUUUCCAUUUCAAAUGAUUGUUUAUCAAUGUUAAACGCAAAUCCCCAGGAGUUUUGGCGUCGAUUUGUAACUGUCGAUGAAACGUGGAUUCAUCACUCCACACCAGAGACCAAAGAACAGUCAAAACAGUGGACUCGUCGUGGUGAACCAGCUCCAAAGAAGGCAAAGGCGAUAUUAUCAGCAAACAAGGUUAUGGCCACAGUAUUUUGGGAUGCGCGUGGGGUUAUACAUAUUGAUUACCUACAA
Molecule: messenger RNA, 819 nt
Organism: Rhagoletis zephyria (snowberry fruit fly)
Lineage: Eukaryota; Metazoa; Arthropoda; Insecta; Diptera; Tephritidae
Product: histone-lysine N-methyltransferase SETMAR-like
Molecular function (GO): nucleic acid binding
Source: RefSeq, a predicted model, not a curated record